UUGUCCUCGUGAGGCCCCGCCCCGCUGGAACGCUGCGGGCUUCUCAGGUUACAGGAUUGGAGACAGUAGCUGCCGCGGGACUGAGCGCUUCUGAAGGCGUCCAGAACCCAACACAUACAACUGAUACUCGCAGAGCAGACCUGGUCAGGUCCUCGGACGCUGCGUCCAGAGCAAUGCUGCUGAAGACAGUGCUCUUGCUGGGGCAUGUGGCCCAGGUGCUGAUGCUGGACAAUGGGCUCCUGCAGACGCCACCCAUGGGCUGGCUGGUCUGGGAACGCUUCCGCUGCAACAUUAACUGUGAUGAGGACCCAAAGAACUGCAUCAGUGAGCAGCUUUUCAUGGAGAUGGCUGACCGGAUGGCACAGGAUGGAUGGCGGGACAUGGGCUACACAUACCUUAACAUCGAUGACUGCUGGAUUGGUGGGCGUGAUGCCAGUGGCCGCCUGAUGCCAGAUCCCAAGCGUUUCCCUCAUGGCAUUCCCUUCCUGGCUGACUACGUUCACUCCCUGGGCCUGAAGCUGGGCAUCUAUGCAGACAUGGGCAACUUUACCUGCAUGGGUUACCCAGGCACCACACUGGACAAGGUGGUCCAGGAUGCUCAGACCUUUGCGGAGUGGAAGGUGGAUAUGCUCAAGCUGGAUGGCUGCUUCUCCACAGAUGAGGAACGGGCCCUGGGGUACCCCAAGAUGGCUGUUGCCCUGAAUGCCACAGGCCGCCCCAUUGCCUUCUCCUGCAGCUGGCCAGCCUACGAAGGUGGCCUCCCCCCCAGGGUGAACUACAGUUUGCUGGUGGACAUCUGCAACCUCUGGCGCAACUAUGAUGACAUACAGGACUCCUGGCAGAGCGUGCUCUCCAUCCUGAACUGGUUUGUGCAGCACCAGGACAUACUGCAGCCGGUGGCCGGCCCUGGGCACUGGAAUGACCCCGACAUGCUGCUCAUUGGGAACUUUGGUCUCAGCUUAGAGCAAUCCAGGGCCCAGAUGGCCCUGUGGACAGUGCUGGCAGCCCCCCUCUUCAUGUCCACAGACCUGCGUACCAUCUCCGCCCAGAACAUGGACAUACUGCAGAAUCCACUCAUGAUCAAAAUCAACCAGGAUCCCUUAGGCAUCCAGGGACGCAGGAUUCACAAGGAAAAAUCUCUUAUCGAAGUGUACAUGCGGCCCCUGUCCAACAAGGCAAGCACCUUAGUCUUCUUCAGCCGCAGGACCGAUAUGCCUUAUCACUACCACUCCUCCCUUGGCCAGCUGAACUUCAGUGGGUCCAUGAUGUAUGAGGCCCAGGAUGUCUACACAGGUGAUAUCAUCAGUGGCCUCCAAGCUGAAACCAACUUCACAGUGAUCAUCAACCCUUCCGGGGUAGUGAUGUGGUACCUGUAUCCCAUCAAGAACCUGGAAAUGUCCCAGCAGUGAGGAGCUGGAACAUGUGACAGGCUGUGGUGGCACCACUGAGCCCAGACCAUGGAACUCUGGCAUGCCCAGGGCACGUGGGCAGGUUCUCUGCUCCCCAGGCCCCGCUUGGUGACUGACCCCAUCAUACCCAAAGUGCCAUCUCAGGGCCAGGUUCUAUGCCCUGCCCUCUUGGAAACUUCUUGGGGCAAUUUUCCUGUGGCCUUCCUGGCUUCUACUUUGUGCAGCCCCUCAGGUGUUGCUGAGCAGCUCGCAGCCUCCUGAGCCCCAUGCCUAUCAGGACUCUAGCCUCUGACCUUGUUGUUGACUCUGAAAUCAGGAUAUGGAAUUUUUCAAAUUAGUAGAGAGAUCUGACCUCAGGAACACCCAUGAAUUGUGUGAUCGGCUUUUUUACCCAUAGAAGGCCUUUGAGGCUGAUACCACCUGGGAGUGAGGAUCAAAAAGGAGACCUUGGCUCCCUCGGGUCACCAAUAAACCUGUGAAAGUUGUUGUAA
Cebus imitator (Panamanian white-faced capuchin) is the source of this 1900-nucleotide messenger RNA. It is a transcript of the gene NAGA, whose product is annotated as alpha-N-acetylgalactosaminidase. Gene Ontology annotation, cellular component: cytoplasm. Lineage: Eukaryota; Metazoa; Chordata; Mammalia; Primates; Cebidae. The transcript has 10 exons. Gene Ontology annotation, molecular function: alpha-galactosidase activity. The record is from RefSeq and is a predicted model, not a curated record. Bases 174 to 1409 code for a protein of 411 amino acids. Gene Ontology annotation, biological process: glycosylceramide catabolic process; glycoside catabolic process; oligosaccharide metabolic process.